CUCAGCCUGCACACACCUCUGUCUCUUUCCCUCUGCUGCACUCUGUCAAUCCAAUAGGGUUUGCUCUCCGAUUUUAUUAACCCUACUGAUCCCCUGCCCCAAGCCCCUUCUCCCUUGGGCGAGCCAGUGGGCUUGAUCACAGGUAGCUGCCUUCCUGGCCCUGCCCUGCCCAAGGGCAGCUAUUGGAGGCAAUGGCUGAAAAGGAUGACAAGAAUUUGAAAGCCCUAAAAGAGGUGUGGAGGAGAGCUGAGAAUGCCUUGUGCGCAGACUGUGGGAAGCCAGAUCCUGACUGGGCAUCUCAUACUUUGGGUGUCUUUAUCUGCCUGAGCUGCUCAGGUAUCCACCGCAAUAUCCCUAACAUUAGCAAAGUUAAAUCUUUGAGGAUGGACCACUGGGAUGAGGCCCAGGUGCAGUUCCUGCAGCAGCAUGGGAACGCAGUGGCUAAAGCCACGUACGAGGCUCACAUCCCCAUUUACUAUUACCAGCCAACCCACGCCGACUGCCAAGUCCUGAGGGAGCAGUGGAUACGGGCCAAGUAUGAGCGCAAGGAAUUCACUGAGCCAGGGAGACAGCUGCCGUAUUCCAACGGGCUGAAGGAAGGGAUCCUAUGGAAACGGGGCCGGGAUAACGGGCAGUUCUUACCCCGCAAGUUUCUCUUGUCUGAGCGAGAUGGGUGUCUCAAGUAUUUUGCCAAACCGGACGCAAAAGAGCCCAAAAUAAAUAUUAAAAUUGACACCAUCAAUGCCACAUUCCAGCCAGUAAAGAUCAGGAACCCCAAUGGCCUGCAGAUCAGCUACCUCAAGGAUAACAAGACCCGCAAUAUCUUCCUCUACCACGAGGAUGGAAAGGAGAUAGUGGACUGGUUCAAUGCGAUACGCGCAGUGCAGGUUCAUUACCUGAAGGUGGCAUUUCCCAUGGCCAGUGACAAUGAGAUCAAAAGCCGACUAAUGCAGAAAUUCCUGAAGGAGGGGUACAUGGAGAAGACUGGUCCCAGGCAGAGAGAGGCCUUCAAGAAGCGCUGGUUCACGCUGGAUCACCGCAGACUCAUGUACUUCAAGGAUCCAUUGGAUGCAUUUGCUAAAGGCGAGGUGUUCGUGGGCAGUAGGGAGCAUGGAUACAGCGUCAAGCAAGGGCUGCCAGCGGGGGCUCAGGGCAGCUUCUCCUGGCAGUACGGCCUCACCAUCGUUACCCCCGACCGGGAGUAUCUCUUCACCUGCGAGACAGAGAGCGACCGGCAGGACUGGAUCACGGCCUUCAGUCGGGUCAUUGAACAGCCCAUGACCCCCCAGGAGUAUGCAAGGGAGCAAAUUAGACUGUACCCCUUUAAAUGGAAGACACAUUUCGAGACUGAACAUUCAAAGCAACCAGUCACUGAGACCACUCCUAAGCAAUGUUGUGAUCGAACUGGAGACUGGAAGGGUCUGUCAUCCAAUCGGGCUUUAAAGGUUUGAGUACCAGGAGUGGUGAAGGGUGGGGGAGGGGGUGUUGUCUUUUAAACUUCCGUUAUCGCACCUUACUGGAAAAGGGGAAGCUACCAUAAAAGUGGAAACAGUAAGCACUCAUUCAACAUGGGUGGUUUGCAGGGUGGAGUGCAGCUCUGGCAGGGAGUGUAGUCUAGAAGCAAUUAUAACAUUACAAGGAAACGGCUUCUCAGUUGCUUAGGAAGAAUUGAAUUUUUCUGGAAAUAUAAUGACGUUUGACAUUUUACCAUCAUAAAUCCAGGAAGGACGUUUAGAAAAUUAGUUCUACAGCCAGGGCUGGCACCUUCUUUUUCAUUGACCAUGCCAGCUGCACACAAUAACCCAGUUCAACAACUAUCAAGUCACAUAUUCACAGGCGACCUUCUUCCAAAAUUUUGCUGCAAAGAUUAAAGAACUGGUGUGUAUGUGCAUAUAUAAAUUAGGGAAUCACUGAUACAAGUAUGGGGAAGACACUAUAUGACUAUCGACAGUGUGGCAGAGACUGUUUUCAUUCUGAGCUGUACAUUUUAACAGUUGUGUGCGUUCCAUGAUAAUAAUACCUAGCUCUUAUCUAGCACUUUUUAGCAAUAGACCUCAAAGCACUUUACAAAGGAACAAGUAUAAUUCUCUCCAGUUUACAGAUGGAGAAACUGAGGCACAGGGAGGUGAAGUAACUUGCUCAAGGUCACCCAGAAGACCAUGACAGAGCUGAAAACAGAACCCAGGUCUCCUGAUUUCUAGUUCAAUGUUCUAUCCACUAGGCAACACUGCCUCCAUAGAAGUGAAAUACACUGGAUUGGCAUGUGGGUUCAUGUUCUCCUGCCUGGCCCCAACAAGUAUAACAGCCUGCUACUUAUACAUAAUUAAAGGAGUUCUUCAUUAGCUCAAGCAGUAGAGACCUGUGUUUUGGAUCCUGGAAGUUGCAGGUUCAACCCCUUCUGAUGUCUCCAUGGUUUAUUAUACAAGCAGCAUGUGUAUGUACAUAGUGUCUAUUAACAGGGGCUAACUGGAGUUAAUGGUGCACUCAGUAAUGUAAUAAGCUCAGAAAGAAAUGAAUAAAAAAUCUCACUGUA
Molecule: messenger RNA, 2533 nt
Organism: Malaclemys terrapin pileata
Lineage: Eukaryota; Metazoa; Chordata; Testudines; Emydidae
Product: arf-GAP with dual PH domain-containing protein 1-like
Exons: 11
Coding region: 192-1451 (419 amino acids)
Biological process (GO): positive regulation of GTPase activity
Cellular component (GO): plasma membrane; intracellular membrane-bounded organelle
Molecular function (GO): GTPase activator activity; phosphatidylinositol bisphosphate binding
Source: RefSeq, a predicted model, not a curated record